Bufo bufo (common toad) is the source of this 1054-nucleotide messenger RNA. Its product is annotated as gastrula zinc finger protein XlCGF17.1-like. Lineage: Eukaryota; Metazoa; Chordata; Amphibia; Anura; Bufonidae. The record is from RefSeq and is a predicted model, not a curated record. Gene Ontology annotation, biological process: regulation of transcription by RNA polymerase II. Gene Ontology annotation, molecular function: DNA-binding transcription factor activity; RNA polymerase II cis-regulatory region sequence-specific DNA binding. Bases 89 to 1054 code for a protein of 321 amino acids. The transcript is spliced from 3 exons.
CGAUCCCCCGUGUAAGAGUGAGGUGGAGGAGGACAUUCCAGUCCAUGUGAACACAGGAAAUCCCAAUAAGAAUUCUGAAGGAAACGUCAUGUUAUCACUAGAUCAUAAAGAAGAAGAUCAGGACAACAUGCAGCGUUCUUCAGGAAAAAACCUCAUUACACUGAUCGGAUAUCCAGGACCUCACAGUGCAGAUCUCUCAUACAAUCCUCCUAAUCAUGAAGAACCUUCUCUUGAGCAAUCACAGAUUUUAACCACAAGUCCAGAUCUGUCACAUAAUCCUCCUAAUCAUGAGGAACCUUCCUCUGACCAAUCUCAGAUUAUAACCACAAGUAGCGGGCAGAAAGGAAGUAAAAGGUUUCAUUGUGAAGAAUGUGGAAAACGGUUUACAAGAAGCUCCGUUCUUUCUGUGCACAGAAGAAUUCACACAGGAGAGAAGCCAUAUUCAUGUUCAGAAUGUGAGAAAUGUUUCACAGACAAAUCAGGUCUCAUUAAACAUCAGAUAAUCCACACAGGAGAGGAGCCAUAUUCAUGUUCAGAAUGUGAGAAAUAUUUUGCAAGGAAAUCACAUCUUGUUAAACAUGAAAGAAUUCACACUGGAGAGGAGCCAUAUUCAUGUUCAGAGUGUGGGAAAUGUUUCACCGAAAAAUCAAAUCUCCUUAUACAUCAGAGAAUUCACACAGGGCUAAAGCCAUACUCAUGCUCCGAAUGUGGGAAAUGUUUUACAGGAAAAUCAAGUCUCCUUAUACAUCAGAGAAUUCACACAGGGCUAAAGCCAUACUCAUGCUCCGAUUGUGAUAAAUGUUUUACCCAGAAAUCAUAUCUUAUUAUACAUAAGAGACUUCACACAAGAGAGAAGCCAUAUUCAUGUUCAGAAUGUGGGAAAUGUUUCACAGAAAAAUCAAGUCUCCUUCUACAUCAGAGAAUUCACACAGGGCUAAAGCCAUACUCAUGCUCCGAAUUUACACAAUGUCACACGCCUCCGACAUCGAGGGAACAUCUUCGUUACAUGGAAGUGUUGAUCUCCAAUCUGAACAGGGCGCUGUUCCUUCAAUAA